AACUACUCCGCUGCUGGAAAUGAUCGCCACUCGUAUUUGGAAGUUAAAACGCUAUGGGCGUUUCAUCCCUGGCUCUAAGGAAACAGGUGUAACACCGUGGAAGGUACUUGAGGCAAAGGACAACAAACCUGAAAUUGUCCUCACAAUUGUGGAAUCUGGACACUUGCUGGUCUUGCGGGGACAAGAAAGCUUGGAUACAAUUCCUUUGCUGUGUGGCUCAGAUUCUAUUAAAGUACACCAGAAAUCUGAUAAUCUGAUGAUUCGAUUUAUUGUGAAGGGUGAGAGCCGCAUGAUAAGGAUGCAGUUUGAUGGAUGCAGCAUGGCAGAGGCUAUAAAUGAGUGCUCAAGUGCUGUGGAAAAACUGAUGGAGUACAUACCUGUCACCACUCAGGAUUACGCCCCACCACAGCCUAAUCAGCGCCCUGCUGCGGUACCUGCACCAGCAGUACAGACUUGUCAGGAAAAAGCUGUGGGAGUUAAACCUGAGGUUGUCCGAGGAACUGUGUCCAUCAAACGUCUUACCCAGCACUGCUUGGGAGACACUACUGUGACUCUACCUCGAGUAUAUCAACACAGUUCUUUUGGACAAGGUGACUUAGAGCAUUUCCUGCGUGUUUGUCUGCUGGAUCCCACCUUUUAUGGAUUUGUAGAGAAGGUGGAAGGGGAGCUGAGGAAACUGGUUGAAGAGUAAAGAAUCUUAACAACAGCUCAAGGCAGAAAGGUCAAGUUUGCGUGUGUGUGUGUGCAUGUUCGUGUUUUUUCUUUUUCUUUUAUUUGUUCGUGUAGGCAGUGCCUGUUGGUGGAGGAGUGUUUUGUUGCUUUGGUGCCAGUGUUCUUUG
This is a messenger RNA of Pelmatolapia mariae (spotted tilapia), 839 nucleotides long. RefSeq names its product REC114 meiotic recombination protein (gene rec114). The transcript has 6 exons. The record is from RefSeq and is a predicted model, not a curated record. Bases 20 to 691 code for a protein of 223 amino acids. NCBI's taxonomy places the organism in Eukaryota, Metazoa, Chordata, Actinopteri, Cichliformes, Cichlidae.